AAUGUAUAAAAAACGUAUUCAAAGGAACUGUGAACUCCCCUUCUCCCCCUCCCCAAAAAAAAAAAAAAGAGUUUUUCAAUUGCGAAGGCACCCACGUUUUCUCCCCCAGGAUGCACGCAAAACGUUUUUUUUUAAUUUUCCAAGCGUUUUUCCCUUUCCGUCACGUAUAUGUAUCUUUUUGCUAAACCCUUAAGCGAAGGCAGCAGCACCAGAAAAAAAAAAGAAAACAAAAUAAAGAGGAGCAGCGCGACGCAAAACAAACACGCCCUUUUAAAACAUUUCAGUACGAAGAUAUUUUUCUCGUCCGAUUUGUUUUUCGUCUUGGUCUUUCUGUUCGCAUUUUGUUUCCGCUUUCACGCUGCGUCUCCGUUCCGAGUAUUUCCAGCAGAAUGCCGCUAAACGUACAGGGAGGAAAGAAGAAGCCGCUGAAGGCCGCCAAGAAGGGACCCGUCGAAAUGACGGAAGAAGAAAAAGCUUUUAAAAAGGAAAUGGCCGAGAAGAAAAAGGCCGAAGAAGAAGCUAAACAGAAAUUGUUGAAGGCCAAAAAGAAGUAAACGACUGCCGAAUCGCUACAUAGAACAAGCAAAAUGAUGAAGGAGAUCCGCACGAGUGGGAAAAUCCCUUGGGUCUGUCAACGGAGCCCUUUGCUUGGGGAGACAACACUGACGAGAAGCUGGUCAUGCGCGAAGUCCUGUUUAAAGCACACCGAUUUUACGCCUUUUUUUUUUUUUUUAAUUUUUUAAGUAUAACCGUAUUGUAAAUAAUGCGCAAAUGUAUGCACAGUGCAUGCAAAAAAAAAAAAAAAAAAGACAACGCAAACACAAAAAAGAUAACGCAAACUCAAAAAAGAUAACGCAAACACAAAAAAGAUAACGCAGACACAAAAAAGAUAACCCAAAAAAAAAGAAAAUUUCACAACUCCCGUCCGUUGAACUUCUUCGGCCCGCGAACCUUUUAUGCUCAAAAGGGGAAACGGAGAAGACGUUGUUUGUCUGUCCACUGAUUGGAGCAAAAUUUGUGUCAGUUCUCACCGACGGAAAAAGAAAACUACUUGCAUGUACACGUGUGUAUAGUACAUAUGAUUCUUCUGUAAAAAACGAUUUAAAGAGUUUGACCAAAGCGAGGUGCGCAUGUACGGCAACGAGGGGUAGCCCUUCUGCGCUGAGCAGCAGUGAGUAGCAGCGAGCCUACGUCUGUGGAAGCCCCCCGUUCGGAGCUCCAUCUGGAGAUAAACGAAUGGUGUGCUACACAUGUAUAAGGCAACCUAUUGAUAUAUACGAAUAACUCCUCUGCGCGUUAAUCAGGUCAUUGUAAACCCUAAUGUGGCACCCCUUUUAAAACAUCACCGCUCCAUGUGUGCGACCUUUAACUUGGCACUGUUCUUACAUUAUAUGUAGCACACGAACGGGGGAAGAUUAUCUUACCUACCCAGCCCAUUUCGCGUAGCUACUCAUAAAAAGAAAAGGCGCUCUCGUAAAACUUAAUUUAAAAAUAUAUGAUGGGAUGAUGAGCUAUACUUUUUUUCUUUUUUUUUCCCCACAAUUGGGGGAUACUUUUUCGACCGUUCCCCGCACAGGAAAAUGCAAAUAUAUACCUGUGCAUGCCGCGGGAAAGCAGCAGCAGCUGUAGCGGUGACAGGUUUCAGUUGCUGGCCU
Plasmodium vivax (malaria parasite P. vivax) is the source of this 1655-nucleotide messenger RNA. RefSeq lists its product as hypothetical. Lineage: Eukaryota; Apicomplexa; Aconoidasida; Haemosporida; Plasmodiidae. Bases 390 to 554 code for a protein of 54 amino acids. The record is from RefSeq and is a predicted model, not a curated record. The transcript is spliced from 3 exons.